GAAAUUUUGAGACAACGUUUGUUUUGCUUCUGAGGUUAUAAAACACGUGUGAAUAAAUAAACAAUGGAUGUGAUUAAUAAAUUAAAUAUUAUAGAGCAAAAUAAAAAUUGGAAUGACAUAAAAGAAGUUAUAAGUACCAGGGAAUUUCCAAAAAAUAAAAAAGGAAAAAAGGACAGAAAAGUUUUAGCAAAACUCGGAGAUAUUUUAUUGAAAGAAAAAAAUCUUCCAGUAGACAUCAAAGUGCUGAUACUCAAAUGCUUUACAUUCUCAUGCUCCAGAGAGACUCAGUAUCAGCACAAAUCAGUUAAAAUUUCCACCGAUAAUUUAUAUGCAGAAAUAUCCACAUCCGGGUUCUCUCCGUCGUACCCAGAGUCGAGUUUUCCUUUCGAGCCAAUUACUAAAUAUGUAAUCGACUACUUGGCAACCUGGACCACCAGUCACCCGAUUCCUGAUGACGAAGUCCCAGUUAUCAAAGAAUGUCUUUCAUUUCUCUGCAAUUUAUUUGCUUACGACGAAGAAGAUUUAAUUGAUGAAUCUUACCGUCGCAAACUCAUAAGUGUCGGAAAUUUAUUGAGCUUUGAUUGCGCAAAGUAUCCAAUAAUUACAAGUAGAGUUUGUUGCCUAAUUCAUAACAUUUUAAAUAUUUGGUAUUAUAAUUUUAAUGAUCAAGAUAUUGCAACUUUUACUCAAGGACUAUUGAAAGCUGAUGAGUGUGGAGUUAAAUCAGCUCGAGACGCAAUAAUAAUAUUACUUAAUAAACAUAAUAGUUUUAAUGCCUACGAAACAUUAACGAUUGAUCGUAAAUUAUAUUUACUGGAAUUUAUAUAUAAAUAUGUCAAGUCGGACUUGGACUUGGUCUCAGAUCCAGGUGAAGAUCCAGGAUCUUCUAAAGUCCAGUUGCCAAGAAACUGGAUAUCAUUUUUGAUAAACCGAUUCAAGGAGAGAAGUAAUUUGAUUUUGAAGACUGAGGACACUUAUGUUAAAGAACAAAUGCAAGAACCUUCGGAAGUUAUUAUUCUUCUGGAUAUUCUCUGCGCUCUUUCUUCUGCAGAACAAGCUGAAGAAAUAAGAAGUGACACGAGUUUGUUGAUUAACAGUGUUUACCUAUUGAGAGCAGUACACAUGGCGGGAAAAGAUAAAAAUAAUUUUUUCACUCCAGUGCAAAAGCUGAGCCAGGUUGCUCCGGCGGGAAAUACUUCUGGAGAAGAAUCCAUUGAAGAUCAUGUAGCUUUUGGAUUCAAGAGUUCUCUUGUUAGGCUGAUAGCUAAUUUGGUUUAUAAGAAUAGAAAAAACCAAGAUCUGAUCCGCGAACUCGAUGGGAUCUCGAUUUUACUAGAUUGCUGCAGCAUUGAUGCCCGUAAUCCUCUAAUAACCCAGUGGUGUAUUCUCGCAAUCAGAAACCUCUGCGAUAAUAAUUCAAAAAACAAAGAGUUCAUUUCAUCCUCAACAAAAAUUCGAUUCAUCGACAAUCAGGUUAUUCGCGAAAUGGGAAUAACCCUAACCGAAGAUGGGAAUCCCAUCGGAAUCGUUCCUCUCCCAGAUUGAAUGAUAUAAAUAUUUAUUCAUAAAUCACAAUAUUAUAGUUUUGAUAUAAUUAAUUAUUAACUUACAGGAAUAAGAAAGGUAAAAGUAUUCAAUAAUAAUGUAAAAUAUUUGUUAUCAGUCGACGUUAAUUGAAUCUUUACGCGUGAUUGCAUAAAGAUACAUUUUAUUAUAUAUUGCCGGUAAAUAAUUUACGAUCCAAGUCCAUAAAAAAAAAUAAUUCAAUUGCUGCAUGUUAUGGACAUUGUAUCUUGUAUCGAUUAAAUCGAUAAUAAAUAAUUAUAAUAA
This is a messenger RNA of Microplitis mediator, 1830 nucleotides long. RefSeq lists its product as uncharacterized. The record is from RefSeq and is a predicted model, not a curated record. Gene Ontology annotation, biological process: neuron projection development. The transcript is spliced from 6 exons. Lineage: Eukaryota; Metazoa; Arthropoda; Insecta; Hymenoptera; Braconidae. Gene Ontology annotation, cellular component: cytosol. Bases 64 to 1545 code for a protein of 493 amino acids.